AAAAUAAAAUGCAGGUGGAGCGGUUGGGUUCGUAAUUGAAGCAGAUAGAGAAAAGUCGCAAGCCUUGUUUCUCACAAACGUUGGGAGUUGGUUGGGUAUCCUAUGCACAUCGAGAUCCGAGUGCACUGCACUGCGUUUGCUUCACGAAGAAGCUGAAACAAACCCACAACUCGUUUACUUUUACUCCAACGUAUUCCUCAAGAAAUGUCGUUAAAGCUCCUCCAUUUCAUCUUUCACCUCUACUUUCUUUUGCCGUCUUUCAGCCUCCGCUUCAGAUCAACGUCAUAGCUAGCUCUAGCUCAUGGACUCUUCGCUCUCCCAUUCCUCACCAUUCAAGGGGAAGCAGAAGAAUUUCUGAGAUUACACUCAUAGUCAUUGUCACCUCCUCAUUAGACCUCCCAGCAAGCACCACUUAUGGAGCUACGAACCAUUUGUGCAACAUUACCUUUCCUCUUACUCCUGUCUUUUGUUUCCCUUAGUUUAGCUGACCUGAAUUCAGACAAACAAGCGCUACUUGACUUUGCUUCAAUUGUUCCUCAUGGUCGGAAAAUCAACUGGAAUCCUGCUACAUCAGUCUGCACUUCUUGGGUUGGCAUAACUUGCACCCCGGACGGCUCCCGUGUGCGUUUUGUUCGGCUCCCCGGUGUUGGCCUGUAUGGUCCAAUUCCAGCCAACACUCUUGGGAAGUUGGAUGCCCUUGCAAUCCUCAGUCUUCGAUCAAACCGCCUCAAUGGGAGCAUUCCAGCCGCCAUACUUUCCCUUCCUUCCCUCCACUCCUUAUACCUUCAAGACAAUAACUUUUCAGGUAAUUUUCCUUCUUCUUUGCCGUCCCAGCUUAUUUUUCUUGACUUCUCCUUCAACUCAUUCACUGGAAAUAUUCCAGCUACAAUUAACAACUUAACACAUCUCACUAGCCUCAACCUCCAGCACAACUCCCUCACUGGAUCAAUCCCUUAUUUCAACCUCCCAGGGCUUAAGCAUUUGAAUUUGAGCUAUAAUCAUCUAAAUGGUUCAAUUCCCUCGGCCCUACGGAAGUUCAAUGCAUCCUCUUUUCAAGGGAAUUUGAUGUUAUGUGGAUCACCACUUGACCAAUGUUCUUCAAUUACCCCUGCACCUUCCCCUUCCCCUUCCCCUAGUCAAUUACUACCCCCACCAAAAGUCCCACCAAAACCAAGUGGCGGUUCCAGAAAAAAGCCAACUACAGGAGCUAUCAUUGCCAUUUCAAUUGGGGCAGCUGCUGUGCUGUUUCUUUUAGCUCUAAUUGUAGUGCUGUGCUGUUUAAAGAAAAAAGACACCGAGAACAGUAGUCGACCGAAAGGGAAGGGUGGAAGGAGUGAGAAGCCUAAGGAGGACUUUGGGAGUGGGGUGCAAGAGGCUGAGAAGAACAAGUUGGUUUUCUUUGAAGGCUGUUCUUAUAAUUUUGAUCUAGAGGAUUUAUUGAGAGCUUCAGCUGAAGUCCUAGGAAAGGGGAGUUAUGGGACAACAUAUAAGGCCAUUUUGGAGGAGGGGACAACAGUGGUUGUGAAGAGGCUGAAAGAAGUAGUAGUGGGGAAAAGAGAUUUUGAACAGCAAAUGGAAAUUGUGGAGAGGGUCGGUCAUCACCCAAAUAUUGUUCCUCUUCGUGCUUAUUACUAUUCCAAGGAUGAAAAACUCCUAGUUUAUGACUACAUGACAGCUGGCAGCUUUUCUGCAUUAUUGCAUGGACACAAGGAAAGUGGACGAACUCCACUAGACUGGGAAUCCAGAGUUAAGAUUUGCCUUGGUACUGCAAGGGGAAUAGCCCAUAUCCAUUCUGCAGGUGGUGGGAAAUUUAUCCAUGGCAACAUCAAGUCCUUCAAUGUCUUGCUCACACAAGACCUCCAUGGCUGCAUCUCAGAUUUUGGUUUUACCCCGCUGAUGAUUUUGCCUACUGUCCCGCCUAGGACAGCAGGCUAUCGAGCUCCUGAGGUGAUUGAAACUCGAAAAUGUACACAAAAAUCUGAUGUUUACAGCUUUGGUGUUCUCCUCCUUGAGAUGCUGACAGGAAAAGCACCAGUGCCAUCAACAGGGGGGCAGGAUGACGUGGUUGAUCUUCCAAGGUGGGUCCAGUCUGUCGUCAGAGAGGAAUGGACUGCUGAGGUGUUUGAUGUAGAGCUAAUGAGAUACCAAGAUAUUGAAGAAGAGUUGGUGCAGAUGCUUCAAGUAGCAAUGGCCUGUGUUGCCAAGGUGCCAGACAUGAGACCUCCAAUGGGAGAAGUUGUUAGGAUGAUUGGGGAAAUCAGGCCGUCUAAUUCUGACAACAGGGCAUCACCAUCAGCAGCAGGCAUGUCCAAGGGCUCAAACACUGAGUCCCCAUGACCUUGCCCACACAAUAUUCUCAAGUUUCUGCACUAGAAUAUGAAAACUUUUCUAAUUGUGAAAUAUGUCCAAUUGUGUUAUUCUUUUUAGGGCAUUAGUGUAACAAAUUUGUGUAGCAUUUUUCCCCCAGCCAUAGCAAAAAGACGUGGUGUUGGUGCAUUUGACCUAUAAGUGCAAAUCAAAAUCUCUCGUGAUUAAUGUGACAAAAUUGAUUAAUUAGUAAUAUUAUGUCUGAUUUUAAACAGGGUUCAUCAUAUAAG
Corylus avellana is the source of this 2597-nucleotide messenger RNA. Its product is annotated as Leucine-rich repeat protein kinase family protein. Gene Ontology annotation, molecular function: protein kinase activity; ATP binding; protein binding. NCBI's taxonomy places the organism in Eukaryota, Viridiplantae, Streptophyta, Magnoliopsida, Fagales, Betulaceae. The record is from RefSeq and is a predicted model, not a curated record. Gene Ontology annotation, biological process: protein phosphorylation.